This is a messenger RNA of Morone saxatilis (striped sea-bass), 4506 nucleotides long. RefSeq names its product ubiquitin specific peptidase like 1 (gene uspl1). NCBI's taxonomy places the organism in Eukaryota, Metazoa, Chordata, Actinopteri, Moronidae. The transcript is spliced from 8 exons. The coding region runs from base 508 to 4080 and encodes 1190 amino acids. Gene Ontology annotation, biological process: Cajal body organization; protein desumoylation. The record is from RefSeq and is a predicted model, not a curated record. Gene Ontology annotation, molecular function: SUMO binding. Gene Ontology annotation, cellular component: Cajal body.
GGGCCAGGUUGCAGUGACAUGGUAGUAUUUGUUGAAUGGCACCGGACCGCUAUGGACCAGACGAGCAGGAGUGGUUUGCCAAUGACUGGUGAAGACACUGGUUUGGGGGCUUUGGCCUCACCACUGGCGGGGUAUUUGGGAAAAGUCAGUAGAGCUCCUGUUUUCCUCUCACUGUUGUCACUUGCGCAAAGCUGAAUUGAAUUUGAAAAAAAUACUGUGACUGGGCAGUACCAAUCCAAAUUCAACCAAAAAAAAAAAAAACCACAAACCAAAACACAAAUGGAAAUCUUUGGUAGUAAAAGGCGAAAGUUUUUGGUAAGCUUGAUGCUUAUAAUGAUGUGUGAAGUCAAAGACUGAUCUAUAUAAAGUAUUGUUCUAUGAGGAACUGUGUACUACAUAGAAAAUAGUUUUUUAAGUUUAUCUAUUUGAAAGAAAACAAUGGUUCAAUAUCACUGUUUUUUAAGUGUCAUGUACUUGCCUACUGAUUCUAAUUAAAUUCCUCUUCACAUGUGCCAUUCAGCCGAUUUCGAUGAGCAGAAAUCUGCAGGCAAAGUAAAAAAAAAAAAAAAGCAACCAUUAAAAUCUCUUUCAGCACUUCUUACUCUUACUUGUAUGCUCCACAUCUGCAAGGUUCAGGAAAGAGCUGCUUCACUCGAGUAUUGUCCCUGGUGCACUUCAAAAGGCUUGACUUAUGCUCUGCGCUCUUACCGCAUCAACCUCCAGGAGUCAAUCACCCUCUGCACAAACCCACAGUGCCUUUUCCCUCUGGUCAGCCGGUCCUUGGAGGAUGUGUUGGCUAGCUUGGAGCCCGUGGAGUCCACUGUUGGCAACAAAAGAAAAAAUGCCUUUGCACUGGAAGAGGAAGAGUUGAUUAAACCUGCCCACAAACGUCUGCGAUCAAGUGAACUCGACAGUCUUGGGCCACAAAGUACUGACGCACUAAUCAGCCAAGGAGAGCAUGGGGCUGUAAACGUUGUCAGUAAUGGCCAACAUGCAGCAACCGGGACAAAUGGUGAAAAGGUAAAUGGAUACCACAGGGAUUCAGCUGCAGCUGCAGAGACAGCAGGAUGGGAAUCGCCACAAAAUGAGGAUGAUGUUCUGGAAAGGGAACCAGAGAAUGCUGCUUCUACAGAUGGUUUUGCUCCUACUACGUGCUCGGCCUCAGGCGGACACCUGCAGUGCUCAUCAGACGCCUUGUCGACCGCUGAUGGGGAUGAUCCUGCGCUCUCUCACUGCAGGGCUCUUGAGAUAUCAGAGGUAGAGGAUGACGUCAGGCAGGCGAAGAGUCCUCCUGAGGCGCUGAGGAGAUGCUGUAGUCCGGAUUCCAAUCGGCCGUUUUCAGCAAACGAGGACGUUUAUUCAACUGAAAUCAAUACUCCAUUGCCUCAGCACAAUGAGCAGACAGCAAUGACGGGGCAGAAGUCACUGGCUGUAGACAUCACCACGUGUAAGGACGUAGGAAGCAUUAAGUCAGAAACUGCGAAUUUGUCCUCUACCGCGAUAACAGAGCUAGAGGAACUCGUACCUGUCCCGAAUCAGCUUUUCUGGAAGAACAGCGACAACCUGUGUUGGCUGGACUCGGUGCUUGUUGCUUUGGUAAACUGUAGGAGCUUGAGAAAGUGUAAACCUAAAGAUGAGCCUCAGCGGCCGUCUGUUUGGCGGCUGAUGAGAGAAUAUGAGGACAUUUGUGCUGCCAUCCAAGUCCACCAACAGCCUGACAGAGAUGGUGUUUUGAGGGUGCCGAACCGCGUGCUGCAAAAGGCCAGUGCAGAUCUACAGAGGCUCCGCAUGUCGAUCUUCAAACUACUGCAGCCCAAGCUGCACUGCAAACUGGGUCAGAUGGAAACUCCAGUGUUUUCCCUGCCGCUUCUGCUUAGGAUGGACUCUUGGGUGGACCCUCUCUUCCAAACGACCUUUCACUGGGAGUUCCAGUGCAGUGAAUGCAAAACUGCCACGAAAGAAAGGGUUAUGAAGACUCUCCCCACCUUCACAAAUAUUUUGCCUGAUUGGCACCCACUCAACGCUGUUCACUUGGCCCCGUGCAACGUGUGCUACAAGAGCAAUCAGAGGAGGACUAUGAUGCUGGAGAGAGUACCUCCAGUGUUUGAGCUGCACUUUGUAGAGGGGCUUCCUGACAAUGAUGUCAGAAUCUACACCUUCUCCUUCCAGGGGAAACGCUACUCCGUCACCACUGUCAUACAGUACAACCAGCAACUAAAGCACUUUGUCACCUGGAUUUGUAAUUCUGAUGGAUCAUGGCUGGAAUAUGAUGACUUAAAACAUCCAGACUGUAAGACCCAUCAAAAGCUUCCGGUCCCUGCGCAGGAGAUUCACAUUGUCUUCUGGGAAGUGGAGGAGGACAAAGAGCCUCAAGCCCAUUCUCCCUCCACCACUUUUGCAGAAUCUGCCCCAUCUAAAACUGAGACGAACCCCUGUCCGGGAGACAAACACUUAAUGGAGGAUGAGCUGUUGGCUCGUACUCCGGAUCACAGUCUUCUCAUGUCUCACAACAACACUGACAUCAUCUGUGCACUCUCGGCAUCUGAAGACAGCAGCAACAUCAUGGACACAACGGUCACAGCCGGUGUUGAUACAUCAAUAGGUUCCACAACGCUGCUCGACACCUUCGAAGGCCUUACCCAUAAUGACAUAAUUACGCUCACACUUGUGGAAUUAAAAGCUGAUUCAGAUAUACAGCCCGGAAACGACGACGGACAAACUCAGGAUUUAAGUGUUCCAGGCAGGAAUGAAAUGCUUGACUCUACACCGGAUAGCUCCUCCACUCUAAUCUGUAGUGAAAUGUCUCAAGAUCCUGAUGUUGAGCCUCCCCUCUCUAUCUCCAACUCAUCUGAAACUGACGAUGGCUCGUCUAGUGAUCCUACAUUUGUGCCCGGUGGCAGAGGAAGGAGGGGGAGAGGAACUGGCAGACGCCAAACCGCUAGCAGAAAAAUAGGUAAAACGGCAGCCUCGUCCAAAGCAGCUCCGCAUAUUUCACCACCUGCCUCUUCUGAGCCAUCCAAAGCAAUCAGUAACAAACCUGAGAGUGCUGUUCCUGCUGCUGCUGCUGCUGCUCAGGAUAACACACCACAAGUUGAAACGACACAGCAACUUUCCCCCGUUUCUUCUACCGACACGUCACCCCUACCCACUAUUCAGAAAACUCCCACAAUGCCACUAACGCUAAAUCAAAACACUCGCUGGUCCUUCUUGCUCAGCAAACACCCACUGCAUCAAAUUCACAAGCCGACUGAUAAACUCACCCCCGCGCCGGUCACACAAGUAAAGCCCACUCCUGUGUCUCAGUCUACCCCCAACCCUGUGAGAAAACAGCAGAUUUCUGUAGGGAUCUUCCCUAAACCGCAGCUCAAGACAGAGGAGAACGAUGCUCUCCCACUAAAGGCCGCAGAAAUGUACGGUGCGUUCGGUGCGAAGAGCCCACUCACCCCGAGUCCGCCACUCCCAUCUCCUGCACUCCUCAACGGCAAAUCUGUAAUUUCCGACCACCAGAAAUUAUUAACGAGCACUACAUUGGUGUCUGGUACAACACUUCAUAUGCCUGGAACAAAGGGGAUCCCCGAAAUAACCUCCUCAAAGAAACACAUCAGCCAGUCUUCAAAGGUUCCUCCGGGUCUUAGCGAGACUGAAGCCCUUAGGUACAAGCUGAUGAAGAAGCUGAAGGCAAAGAGGAAGAAGCUCGCCAAGCUGAAUGAAAAGUUAGGUCACCAGGGGAGAGCCAGCCUCCGACCGGACAGCACUGACCUGGGCUCUCCCAACACGGUCACCUCCAGCACCUACGACGGCUCCAUCUGCGAUGACUUCCUCUCGGACCUGCUCUCCCCGGCAACCACAGCCAGCAACCUUUCACCAGACAGCACCGACUUCCUUGAGAUGCUCGCCGGUCGGCAAGAUGCAGUCGACCAGCUGGACUGUGGAGCCGCUGGUGCAGUGUCACAGGUGAACACUUGCAUGAACGAGCCCAACACAGAGAACUUCCUGGAUGACUUCCUCUCGCAGGCUGUGGCUCAGAGACCGACUGACAUGGAGACCGAGGCACUCAGUGCACUUGAACUUUUUGUUUAGGCUGUGGUGGUGGAUGCUGUCUGCAAGCUCAAGGCACAGAUGACAUUGACCUUGAUUUUGCAAUCAUGAGGAAAUUAUGCAAAAUUGACGCGUUUACACGGGACAGCUGGUUCCACAUGAAGAUCUCUUGGUGUAUUUAUGUUGCUAUUAAUUAAGAUGGGUUAGUUAAGUUGGUAUGAUAAUGCAGACAGCAUGUUGAACCAUGGAUGAAAUUUGUAAACUGCAUCUUGAACUUUUGUUUUUUGCAACUUUGACACUUUGUAGUGUAUAUACUGUAUGUAACAAAUGUGUUUUAUGAAGCCAUCGCGUUUACAGUCACAGCUGUUUGUUUGCUCUGUUUUAUUUUGGGAAAUGACUUGAAAAUCCUCAUAAAAAAUGUUUUUCUGUGUAAUUUAAUAAAUACUAGAUGACUCUAGUCCGAAUGUC